AUGUAUACCCUGAGUCUGGCGCUUGAUAUAGCGGUGGAGAGGUUGCAGCCUGAGGAAACCCUCGAGCAGCAGCAGGAGCGGCUGGCGUAUCAGCAGGCCAUAGGCAAACGCCUAGAAGUAGAAGCAGCAAAGAUGAGUAAGCAGCAGCAGCAGCAGCAGCAGCAGCAACAGCAACAGCAACAGCAGCAGCAGCAGCAGCAGCAGCAGUACAGCAGCAGCAGCAGCAGCAGCAGCAACAGCAACAGCAACAGCAGCAGCAGCAGCAGCAGCAGCAGUAGUAGUAGUAGCAGCAGGAGGAGGGAGAGCAGCGAGAAAUGGAGAGAAUUGGGGGUUGAGGAAUACGACGAGCGGUUGCGGCGCACGAAUUUAAGGCGUUUAGAGAAACAAGAAGAACAGCAAAAGCUCGAGGAGGAAAGGAGACUGAGAGAAGCAGAACAAAGAAGAGUAGAGGAGAAACAAGAAAGAGAAAGAAGAGAAGAAGCAUCAAAGCUUCACGUAGCAAGAAGAUAA
Molecule: messenger RNA, 510 nt
Organism: Eimeria mitis
Lineage: Eukaryota; Apicomplexa; Conoidasida; Eucoccidiorida; Eimeriidae
Source: RefSeq, a predicted model, not a curated record